AUGAUCUCCAGAGCAGCCCAGAACACAGACAUCAGUUGUACUUUGGUGGUAACCUGGGCCACAGACAUUGACACAGACCUCAGCUGCAGGAGGACCAUGGAUCCAGACAAUGUCCUUGGGGGCAGCCAGGACCACACCAUGGCCUCCUCACAUCUGUCUCUUCCUCACUGCAUUGCCUUUCACUGCAUUAACAUUUCUCCACAGUGCAUGGACCCCUUAGAUAACUUCCAGGCACUCCUGGAGUGCCGCAUCAAUUCUGGAGAAGAGGUCCUAAGGAAGCACUUUGAGACCACGGUGGUUAACACCUUAUUCUGCUCUAAGACUCAGCAGAAGCAGAUGCUGGAGAUCUACGAUGUGGUGGACAUAGCAGGAGAGGAGCACCUGCCCGUGCUGGUGAGGUUUGUUGAUGAUGCUCACAACCUGAGAGAAGAGUUUGUGGGAUUUCUGCCAUAUGAAGCCGAUGCAGAGAUUUUGGCUGUGAAAUUUCACACUACAAUAACUGAGAAAUGGGGAUUGAAUAUGGAGUAUUGUCGUGGUCAGGCUUACAUUGUGUCCAGUGGAUUUUCUUCCAAAAUGAAAGUUGUUGCUACAAGACUUUUAGAAAAAUAUCCCCAGGCUGUCUACACCCUCUGUUCUUCCUGUGACUUAAAUGCAUGGUUGGCCAAGUCUGUGCCUGUGUCCGGGGUGUCCGUGGCUUUAGGAACCAUUGAGGAAGUCUGUUCAUUCUUCCAUAGAUCACCACAGCUGCUUUUAGAACUUGACAAUGUAAUUUCUGUUCUUUUUCAGAAUAGCGAAGAAUGGGCUAAAGAACUGAAGGAGCUUUGUCAUUCCCAGUGGACAGGCAGGCAUGAUGCUUUUGAAAUCUCAGUGGAUCUCCUACAAGCACUUGUCUUAUGUUUAGAUGGUAUAAAUAGCGACACGAAUAUUAGGUGGAAUAAGUAUAUAGCUGGGCGAGCAUUUGUACUCUGUAGUGCAGUGACAGAUUUUGAUUUCAUUGUUACCAUUGUUGUUCUUAAAAAUGUCUUAUCUUUUUCAAGAGCCUUUGGGAAGAAUCUCCAGGGACAAACCUCUGAUGUCUUCUUUGCAGUCAGCAGCUUGACUGCAGUAUUGCAUUCACUUAACGAGGUGAUGGAAAAUAUCGAAGUUUAUCAUGAGUUUUGGUUUGAGGAAGCCACAAAUUUAGCAACCAAACUUGACAUUCAAAUGAAACUCCCAGGGAAGUUUCAGAGAGCCCAGCAAGGUAACCUGGAAUCUCAGCUAACCUCCGAGAGUUACUAUAAAGACACUCUCAGUGUUCCAACAGUAGAACACAUUAUUCAGGAACUUAAAGAUAUUUUCUCUGAACAGCACCUCAGAGAUCUGAAAUGCCUAUCUCUGGUACCCUCAGUAAUGGGGCAGCUCAAAUUUAACACAUCAGAAGAGCACCAUGCUGACAUGUACAGUGACCUACCCAAUCCUGACACACUCUCUGCUGAGCUUCACUGUAGGAGAAUCAAGUGGAAAUACAUAGGAAAAGAUAUCGAGCUCCCGCCCACCAUUUAUGAAGCCCUCCAUCUUCCUGACAUCAUUUUUCCUAUUGUAUAUGCUUUGUUGAAGGUCCUGUGUAUUCUCCCUGUGAUGAAGGUUGAGAAUGAGCGCUAUGAAAAUGGAUGGAAACAUCUCAAAGCAUACUUGCGGAAUACUCUGACAGACCAGAGGUCAAGCAAUUUGGCUUUGCUUAACAUAAAUUUUGAUAUAAAACAUGAUUUAGAUUUAAUGGUGGACACAUACAUCAAACUCUAUACAUAUAAAUCAGAGCUUCCUACAAAUAAUUCAGAAACCAUUGAAAAUAACUAAAAGAUUUUAAAAAUGGCUGUUGUCUUAUUUUGCUGUUUGGAAGAAAAGCUGUAAGGUGUAGUAGGCCACUUAAUGACUUGCUGAUAGACCUCCAGUUUAACAUAUCAU
Molecule: messenger RNA, 1944 nt
Organism: Arvicanthis niloticus (Nile rat)
Lineage: Eukaryota; Metazoa; Chordata; Mammalia; Rodentia; Muridae
Source: RefSeq, a predicted model, not a curated record